Molecule: messenger RNA, 575 nt
Organism: Canis lupus familiaris (dog)
Lineage: Eukaryota; Metazoa; Chordata; Mammalia; Carnivora; Canidae
Product: chromobox protein homolog 3-like
Exons: 2
Biological process (GO): chromatin organization; negative regulation of transcription by RNA polymerase II
Cellular component (GO): nucleus; pericentric heterochromatin
Molecular function (GO): chromatin binding
Source: RefSeq, a predicted model, not a curated record
AUAAUAGCUCUUCAAGUCUCCAAUAAAAAAUGGCCUCCAAUAAAACUACAUUGCAAAAAAUGGGAAAGAAACAGAAUGGAAAGAGUAAAAAAGUAGAAGAGGCGGAGCCUGAAGAAUUUGUGGUGGAAAAAGUACUGGACCGCCGUGUAGUGAAUGGGAAGGUGGAGUAUUUCCUGAAGUGGAAGGGAUUUACAGAUGCUGACAAUACUUGGGAACCUGAAGAAAAUUUAGAUUGUCCAGAGUUAAUUGAAGCAUUUCUUAAUUCUCAAAGAGCUGGUAAAGAAAAAGAUGGUACAAAAAGAAAAUCUUUAUCUGACAGUGAAUCUGAUGAUAGCAAAUUAAAGAAGAAAAGAGAUGCUGCUGAUAAACCAAGAGGCUUUGCCAGAGGUCUUGAUCCUGAACGAAUAAUUGGUGCCACAGACAGCAGUGGAGAAUUAAUGUUUCUCAUGAAAUGGAAAGAUUCAGAUGAGGCAGACUUGGUGCUGGCAAAAGAGGCAAAUAUGAAGUGUCCUCAGAUCGUAAUUGCAUUUUAUGAAGAGAGACUAACUUGGCAUUCUUGUCCAGAAGAUGAAGCU